Messenger RNA from Odocoileus virginianus texanus, 1935 nucleotides. RefSeq names its product tribbles pseudokinase 3 (gene TRIB3). Lineage: Eukaryota; Metazoa; Chordata; Mammalia; Artiodactyla; Cervidae. Gene Ontology annotation, biological process: positive regulation of proteasomal ubiquitin-dependent protein catabolic process; protein phosphorylation; regulation of MAP kinase activity. Gene Ontology annotation, molecular function: ATP binding; mitogen-activated protein kinase kinase binding; protein kinase activity. The record is from RefSeq and is a predicted model, not a curated record. Gene Ontology annotation, cellular component: nucleus.
UGCCAGGCGACCCUGAGCUCUUUCUGCGCCAGGACCCCGCCGCGUGCUAGGGCAAGAUGCGAGCCAGCCCUUUGGCUGUUCCAGCAAGUGCCCCCUCCAGGAAGAAGCGGUUGGAGCUGGAUGAUGACCUAGACACUGAGUGUCCUAGCAAGAAACAAGCUCGAAGUGGGCCCCAGCCCAGGCUACCCUCCUGCCCACUGACGCUGAACCCACCGCCUGCUCCUAUUCAUACUCCCGAUGUGACCACUGCCUCCAGGCUUGGACCCUAUGUUCUCCUGGAACCCGAGGAGGGGAGCCGUACCUAUCGCGCUCUGCACUGUCCCACAGGCACAGAGUACAUCUGCAAGGUGUACCCGGCCUGCAAGAGCCUGGCGGUGCUGGAGCCCUACUGGAGGCUGCCCCAUCACGGCCACGUGGCCCGGCCGGUGGAGGUCCUGGCCGGCACGCAGCACCUCUACGUCUUCUUCCCGCGGCCACAUGGGGACAUGCACAGCCUGGUGCGCCGCCGGCGUCGCCUCCCGGAGCCCGAGGCCGCCGCGCUCUUCCGCCAGAUGGCCGCCGCCCUGGCGCACUGCCACCAGCAUGGGCUGGUCCUCCGUGACCUCAAGCUACGGCGCUUCGUCUUCACCGACCCGGAGAGGACAAAACUGGUGCUGGAGAACCUGGAAGAUGCCUGUGUGCUGACUGGGCCUGACGACUCCCUGUGGGACAAGCACGCAUGCCCAGCCUACGUGGGCCCCGAGAUCCUCAGUUCCCGGGCAUCCUACUCAGGCAAGGCGGCAGAUGUCUGGAGCCUGGGUGUGGCACUCUUUACCAUGCUGGCCGGCCACUACCCCUUCCAGGACUCAGAGCCUGCCCUGCUCUUUGGCAAGAUCCGCCGUGGCGCCUUUGCCCUGCCUGAGGGCCUCUCGGCCCCCGCCCGCUGCCUGGUCCGCUGUCUCCUCCGAAGGGAGCCAACUGAGCGGCUCACGGCCUCGGGUAUCCUGCUGCACCCUUGGAUGCGGGAGAACGCCAUCCCUGCAGCCCCACCUCGGUCCCGCCACAGUGAGGCUGACCAGGUGGUCCCCGAAGGGCCGGGGCUGGAGGAAACAGAGGAGGGAGAAAGAGAUGUGGGUCUCUAUGGCUGAUGUCACCUGACUGGACUCUCAGCUGCAGACAGCGGGUUGAGUCUGGGGUAUCUCUAAGCUCUCUUCUGCCUCUUUGAGCUGAGCCAAACCUUAAGUGCCUUCUGGGAAGAAGAGAGGAGGAGGUGUGUGCAGAGCAUGCUGGACACACACACCUGUGCAGACGAGCUUGUGCCCCACCGAGUCCUUCUCAGGAGCUCCCUCUGCCAAGCCCUGUUCCAGAUGCUGGGAACACAGCAGUGAACGACAGAGACAAAGUCCUGCUCAGAGCAGACAAUACUUUCCAUGCCCAUGAGUCAGUGUCUACACUGAGCACCCACAGUGCAGGGGCUGGCAUCCACUCGUGCUGAUGCCCAGGCACCUCUGACGUGGGACGGUCCCUGUCACAAACAACCCAGCUGCCUUUGUAUCUCAUGCCUUUUCAGGGGAAUGGAAGCUCCCCUGUGCCAAAGGCUCCAGGCCUCUCCCCUGUGAUUCAGGACCCUAGAGCUCAGACCAGGCUGGGAAUUGUGCUCCCAGCAGCUCUGUCCUCUUGGCCAAGGGCUUCUCCAUCCAGGCUUGAGCCAAGGAUUUGGGCUGGAAGAUCAGGAGUGCAAACCGUGAGGCUGGUCCUCAUCUUACUGAAAGAGUAGUUUGGAGUGAGGGUCCAGGCCUGUCCACCUCCAUGGACCAAGCACCAAGAUCAGGCAAGUUCUGUCCCCUGGCCUCCUGGAAAGUCUCAGGUCCAGGGCCCUACAUUAACAAUAUGAGUUUAGAUGCCAUGAGUGUGUAUUUUUUAUCUUGCGGCUCAUAAAGGAAUUAUGAAAUGCUG